Molecule: messenger RNA, 2421 nt
Organism: Pestalotiopsis fici W106-1
Lineage: Eukaryota; Fungi; Ascomycota; Sordariomycetes; Amphisphaeriales; Sporocadaceae
Exons: 1
Coding region: 1-2421 (806 amino acids)
Biological process (GO): cellulose catabolic process
Molecular function (GO): hexosyltransferase activity; carbohydrate binding
Source: RefSeq, a predicted model, not a curated record
AUGUCCAAUCCAGAGAUAAGCAAAAUGCUUGGCCCAACACAUGACGGUGAACGUUUCGAGCUCAACAACCCCACAGCAAUGCCCAAUGCCGGGGGCUUCCUUUGGAAUAAAAAGAUGAUGGUUCAGACCACCUGUCGGGGGUACUCGGUCGCACAAUUCAUGCAGCCAGAGCCGGCCAAGUACUCGCAUGCACCAAACCUCGAAGCAAAGACCUUUAUGCAACCCGAGCAAAACUACUAUAGUCAUCAUCCCGGGCGCUUUGUAUAUGUCAAGGAUGAGCUUUCCGGAAAUAUAUUCUCAGCGCCUUACGAGCCUGUACGGAAACCUUGUGACAAGUUUUCCUUUUCCGUCGGCAAAAGCGAUAUCAAGUGGACGAUACAACAUUUGGAAUUGGAAGUCAAAAUGACUUUUGGCAUUCCAACCAAUGAUGUGGUAGAACUCUGGACAAUACAAGUUCGAAACCUUUCUAAUCACCCUCGACAAAUCAGCAUUUAUCCUUACUUUACCAUUGGAUACAUGUCCUGGAUGAAUCAAGAAGCCGAAUUUCGCAGAGACUUGGGCGGCGUGGUUGCCACGAGCAUCACACCAUACCAAAAGCCCGAGGACUACGCCAAGAUCAAGAAUCUAAAAGACAAGACGUUUCUUCUCUGCGAAACUAUGCCAGACUCUUGGGAGACCAAUCAGCAGGCCUUUGAGGGGGAAGGGGGCUUACAUGAUCCAACAGCGUUGCGGUCACCUCUACUCCAGAAAGGCGACGCUCGAUACGAAGCCCCAGUAGCUGUCGUGCAGUAUCGGCUGAACCUUGAGCCUAACGAUCAGCGGCAACUCCGAUUCUUGUUUGGCCCAGCUUUUGACGACGCCGAGAUCACGUCCAUCAGACGGACAUACCUAAGUCAAGAAGCAUUUGCUCAAGCCUCGACAGACUAUGCAGCCUAUAUUGAAGAAGGAAGUGGCUGUCUGCGAAUCGAGACCCCUGACAAGGAAUUGGACAAUUUCGUCAACAAUUGGAUGGCCCGUCAAGUCUACUACCAUGGCGACGUGAAUCGUCUAACUACUGAUCCGCAAACCCGGAAUUACAUGCAAGACAACAUGGGCAUGGUCUUUAUCAAGCCAAAUGUCACAAGGAAUGCCAUACUCACGGCCCUCUCCCAACAGGAGCCAAACGGAUCCAUUCCAGAUGGCAUCAUACUCGUUCAAGGCGCGGAGCUCAAAUAUAUCAACCAGAUUCCACACACGGACCAUUGUGUAUGGUUUCCGAUUGUACUUGAUGCAUAUCUAGCAGAGACUGCAGAUUACAACCUGCUCCAGACCCAUGUCGUAACUCAAAAUGGGGACAACUUGUCCGUUUACGAGCGUCUGAGCCGCACCAUGGACUGGCUACUGUCAGAUCACUCACGAGAUGAUCGAGGACUCUCCUAUAUCGCCCAAGGAGAUUGGUGUGAUCCUAUGAAUAUGGCAGGGUGGAAAGGAAAGGGAGUGUCUGGUUGGCUUACAGUAGCCACUGCUUACGCCGUCAAGUUAUGGGCAGAUAUUUGCGACCAACGUGGAGAUGCAGCGCUGGCUGCCCACUACCGGCAUGGUGCUCAAAAGGUCAAUGAAGCCGCCGCCACUCAUCUCUGGGAUGGCCAAUGGUUUGCGCGGGGCAUCACCGAUGACAACGUCAUCUUUGGUGUUGACAGUGACCCUGAAGGUCGCAUUUGGCUCAAUCCUCAAGCUUGGGCUAUUCUUGGCGGUGCAGCAGGCCCGGACAAGAUUACCAAGAUGCUUGCCCAAAUUGACAAGCACUUGAGUACUCCUCACGGAGUGCUAAUGUUUGCACCACCCUUUACCCGAAUGCGAGAAGAUAUUGGUCGUGUAACACAAAAGUAUCCCGGCCAGGGAGAGAAUGGGUCCAUCUACAAUCAUGCCAGCGCAUUCUACAUCCACAGUCUCUAUUCCGUCACAGAGAGCGACCGGGCCUUUCGUGCUUUGCGCCAAAUGAUACCAGGUCCAAGCGAGGAUGAUUAUAUUCAGCGCGGACAACUGCCCAUUUUCAUUCCAAACUAUUACAGAGGUGCCCAUGAAAAGUACCCUCGUACAGCUGGAAGAUCAAGUCAAUUGUUCAAUACGGGCACGGUUUCAUGGGUUUACCGCUCUCUGGUAGAGGGGCUGUGUGGGCUGCGAGGCGAUUCACAAGGACUGUGCAUCAAUCCCCAGUUGCCUGCAUGGUGGAACGGCAUGAAUAUCACGCGGCGAUUCCGUGAAGCAACAUUUAUUGUUGAUAUACGUAGAAUCAAGGAUAUCAAGGCCGUGACAGUCGAGCAUGAGGGGCAGGUUUUACGUGAGAAUCGUUUCUCAAGCAUCGUGCCAGGCAAGACUUACCAUCUCCGCGUCUCGAUCCCAUUCACCAAUCACGGGGAUGGGCUCACUUUGACAGGUUAA